UUAAUUAAUUACUCUAGCUUACCAUUACUAUGUAGGAGUUUCCUCGAAUUCGCAUCCUCAGAAGAGUCGCAGGCUUGAUUCAACAGAAUUACUGGUUGGCAAUUGCGAACGCAGCGUAUCGAAGGGGAACCAGGUCUUAGAUACUAGGGGAUCUUCCAGUAUCCCCUCUAAUCCUGGCCAUGAUCAUUUGACGAGCACGGAGCCACAGACGAGCGAAGAUGCCGAUGAGUCGGAUGAUGACAUUCUUCUCUAUAGAAUGACCAGACCUGGGAAAGUAUCUAAAUCCGGUUGGAAUUAUAGGGUUUGGACUUUUCCAUCCGGGGAAACCCAGCCUACUUCUGGUGCAUUGUUGCUCAAAGGCUAUACCCUUCAUGAUAACCCUGCUGCCCAGUGGAUAUGUCCAAUACGUUCCUGCCGUAUUCUAUUCACGAGACUUGAAGGCCUUGGAGCUCAUUUCAAUACUGUACACAGAGCUUCACUUCUCAACGACAACGACGACGGCACUCUAUCUAUCGUCAAGAAGGUAGAGGCCGAUGGUAUUAUUAUGCCUGCUAAAGUAGUGUCCCGAAAACCAUUGGAUCCCGGCGAAUCUCCUUUGAAGGAACCUUCCUUCAGUAAACCAGCCAUGGUAGCUUCUUACCAAACCCCAUCUACCUCUGCUAUAUUAGGUGCAAACACACUUAUAUCCGAGGAUGAUAUUGGCAAAGUUGGCAUGGCACUUUGGAAAUAUGUUCAAGGUCAUCUAAUCAAUACACCGUUAUCCCCUAUACCGCAAUCUAACGAUGUACGAAUGCUUUUGAAGUACAUGGUCCAUAUUCGAGAUGUUGUAUGGAAUACCAAAAUCCAGACCAAGUUUCGAGAAGCCGAUGCCAAGUAUAUCUCUGCCAUAAUACUGCAAGUAGCUGGACAGAAGGCUCAGGCGCCUUGCGAUAAGUGCAUGGAAGGAAAGGGGCCAUUCCAAGGAUGCUUCGUUCUGCCUCCCAACGCACCAUGGAGCUUGCGACAAUUAAUAACGGGUUGUGCCAACUGUCAUUACAAGAACAAACAUUCACAAUGUAGCCUAAGCAUUAGUUCACGAAAGGCAAACUUGGAGCUUGAACAGUCAGAGAAACUACCAGAGGGAAGUAGUCAUAAGAAGAAAAAGGCCAUUCAGCCACGAGGCCCCUCGCUAUCUGGCUCGUCUCACGAACAAAAUCUGAUUUCGAACCCCCCAAACGGCAUCAAUAUGACAUCUACAUCUACUGCAAACCUAGCACAGAUGCUUGGACUAGAGGCUUGGGAAAUCGCCCCCGGUCGUAUUAGUGAUGAGCAAAGCGAUUCUGUCGAUAACUUCGCAUUUUCGAACUCCUACAUGGCUCAAAACCAAGCUGUGCGAAUCGGUCACGGUGUCUCCUUCCAGGUCAUCACCAUAAAGCCCGGUACGGUUCAUUACUGGAGUGCCAGCGCCAACAAGAUCCGAAUAUGUUCGGUAGCGUCGGGCAAGCUGCAGAUUUCUAUCCAUGGCCAGGAGUUUUCGAUAGGUCCCAACGGCAUGGUUAGAAUCAGACCAGGGGUGGAGUGUACUGCUGUGAAUAAGCUGUACAUGGAUGCUACAGUUCACGUUACCACUUUACCAGGCGAUGUGUGCGGAUGAUGGUUGAGGGUGUUGUUUUAUAUAAAUAACUUAGACCGAGAAGUCUGCUGCUAGUGGUUCUCGACUAAGUUGGUGUCGUUGACAUGGAGUUUAUAAGUGCUGAUAUUACGAGGCACAUGUUGUUUCACAGACAUCUAGGUAUUGUGAUGGCAAGAAGGACCAGCAGGCAGUUGAAGGGAACCUAAACAAGGGCUUACGCAGAAGUAG
Daldinia caldariorum is the source of this 1840-nucleotide messenger RNA. RefSeq lists its product as uncharacterized. The coding region runs from base 257 to 1633 and encodes 458 amino acids. The record is from RefSeq and is a predicted model, not a curated record. NCBI's taxonomy places the organism in Eukaryota, Fungi, Ascomycota, Sordariomycetes, Xylariales, Hypoxylaceae. The transcript is spliced from 7 exons.